UAAUACUGUGCUUUAAAUAAAAUAAACUUGCCAUUUUAAACAUAGAUAUUAACUGAUACAAUAUUUCUUUGAAAUUAUUUACCUUAGGGUUAAUGGGUUACCUCAGAGACAUUAAAUGUGUCGGUUUGCAAUUUUAAGCUUUAGCUCGGAGAACAUAACAUGAGAGAUAAACAAAACUUACAGUGGAAGUUGAUUCACUUUGCAUGGGGCUGGUAAAACUGGAUUACAACAAAUUUGGCUUUUUAUUUCAUCUGUAAUUUUAUACAUAGGCCUGCUUUCUGUAAUAUUCUUAAAAAUAUUUAUCCAAGAAUUUGUUAAACAAAACAGGGUUUGCUUAAAUAUUAUUUAUUUGGAACACACAUAAAAUAUGCGAAAUAUAAUAUGAACUAUACGUACGGAAAAAAUGUUUUAUCACAUUUGGGGGAAAAAAAAGAGCUGUUGGACUCGGAAAAAACGUUUUCCUUCCUCUUUACUUUGCCUAAACUCGGAAGGAGUAUAAAAGGGUGGAACCUGGAGGCACAAUGCAAGUGGUUAGUCGAAUAAGGUUGUUAACUGGUGGAGUGAAGAACUUGGCUUCAUUUGCUUUUAUUUUUAACUGCUACUUUUUUUUUUUCCCAACUGCAAAAAAGAAAAUAUAUAUCUGUAAAUAAAAAUGCUGUCCUUUUUUGGAGUUUUCAUAGCUGCAAUGUUUUUGCACAUAGAAGGACAUGCACCCUUUGCCAGCUCAUGUUUUAAGAAGAACUGCUACAUGGUUUUUAAGGAGAAAACAGAUUUUCAGACAUCUUUAGAAAUGUGCAAAAUGAAUAGAUCAACUUUAAUGUCAGUAACACCUGGAACUUCCAGUCGAGUCCUGCAUCAGCUGCUGCUCGGUGACAAAGGACACUUCUGGGUCCAAGACGGCCGCUGCGGAGGCCUGUCCUCAGAAUCGCGGGAACGCAGGCGGGAAACGUGGAACAAGACCGCGAAAUUCACUAAGUGGUCGAGAAUGGAAUCUCUGUGCUCCCCCCACUGCUUCUCUGUUUCCAGCGACACGAAUCUGAGGGAAAGACCUUGCAGAGACGAAGUGGAUGGAUUCAUAUGUGAGAACACUGUGAAUUCUGACUCAGAAGACUCGGUUUAUGGACAGAGCGCUUCCAGAAGUUCAGAAAAGCCAGCUGUGCGGUUCGUCCGCACGAAAAGGACCGCUUCGGGGAAGACAACAAAGAAGACACCCCAGUGUGCCAAGGAGACAUGGAUCGGAAGGACACAGACAUGCACAAUGGAACAUGGGCACUGCCAGAGCCAGACCCAGAACAUGACUCUGAGUCCAACCUCGACGUGCCUCUGCCCCAGCGAGAAAGACAAUCAGAACCUUGUCUGCACAUGCAAUCCGGGCUUUGAAAUGACAAAGGGUAGGUGCCAAGAUGUCAACGAGUGCAUGUUGAACCCUUGCGAGCACAUGAAUUGUACAAACACACCUGGCAGCUAUGAAUGUGGAUGUCAGCCAGGAUUUAUUCCAAAGAAGGAGGACAAGAACCGAUGUGAACAACACUGUGAUUCGAUGGAAUGUUCCCCUAUUUGUUUGGGGAAUAAAACAAGUUGUUACUGCCCUACAAAUUAUAUACUUAACGAAGACAAUUUUGUGUGUAUGGACUAUUCCGUCAGCAGUGGAUCUCUCCUUUACUCUGUGUCUCUGCUUCCAUGUGCAUUUAAUCUUUUUCUGGGCAUUUUUUUCUAGUUACUGGCAUCCUCAGGAGGCAAAAAAUGGUAUUAAAGUAGUGCUCCCUGACGGUGCUAUUUUUUUAAUGAAGUUUGUUCACUCACUCACUCACUCACUCACUCCUCUUUACAUAUAUAGUACAAUUAAUGAUAUUUUAGUCUUUCUUCUGCAUAUCUGAACAUGUUAAAAUGUGUGAUAGUUACAGAUUACAUGCAAUACUAAGACAUUGGGUGACAUGUUUUUGCACAUAGCUCUUUUUUUUUUACACUACAUUUGUAAGUCCUGAGACAAGUAUAUUGCACAUAGUUAAAGUUGUUUGUCAGAGUGAAUAAAACAUGUGAAAAACAUUUUAAUUUUUUGGUAACCGUACAUAUGAACCUUCAUACUCAUGGAGUAUUCUUAUCAGUUAUUAUGUGUUGAUUUACAGUGAUGGGCUUAAAAUGUGUGAGUCCUGUUCUCCAGACAUUAAUUCUUCACUGCUUCUAGCUUUAAUUUCACAUUAUCCUAUAUUUUUCCACAUUGAAGUAUGACUAACCUCAAUAAUCAAAUAUAUUUUCUGCAAAAGGCACUAGUGCACAACAGUUGCUGGAGGUGAAAGGACAUAUUAAUUUUUAUUUCAAUAUCACAAAUGUAAAUUUGAAUUUGUAUUGUUCCUGUACCACCUUAAUAAUAGUAAACCAUUUAUCAAAGUUCAGAUCUGUUAUUUUGUCUUAAACAGCAAGGCUUAUUUAGGUAUUUUUUUAGUAGGUAAUUAUGAUGUCAUUAUUGAGCUUAAGUAGAAGAAGAAUCUCUUUGUAUGCAUCUUGGCACUAAGUAACAUUCGAACAAUGCUUCACAAAACACUAAAUAACUAUUAUUUUUACAUGUUUACAAAAACAUCAAUAAAGUGUAUUCCUUUUCAUAGGCUACUCAACUCUGCCUGUGAUAUGAGGCCAUUUCUCUGCAGAGGAAAAUGUACACAUGAUUUAAAAAUCCCAUCUACUGGUCUUCUGUCCUCUACAAAGAAAAUCAAAAAAGUAAAAAUUCGAGGAAAAAAAAGACUUUUUUGGCACAGUUGUAGCAGUCAACACUUUUAUCAGCGUGCCCCAAUACAGAAGAGACAGAAAGAAGGAUGUUUCGGUAAUGGGUCUAACAAAAACUGGAGAACAAUGAGAUGAAAUGGUAAAAUACCAGAUAGUGAGGAAACUUGUUGGAAGACCCUUAAAUCAUGACAGAGAAUGGUCAUAAAACUGUAUGUGUGUCAUCAGAGUGAUACCUGUCCAGUGAUGCCCCAGGAGAGCUGGACGUGAUUCGCUGGACCGGAAAGGCGGGACUUCCUAUACAGUGAAAAGCCACUUCCUGGAGGCCAUUUAAGAGCUAGCUUGGGGAAAGAACAUUUUUUUUUUUUUUUUUUUUGUGUGUUUAAUAGUGUGCUCACUUUUCCUGUUUGUGUUCCUGCUGGUUUUUAUGAUAUGUUUGCUUCAUUCUUUGUACCACUUUGUUUGUACUGCUUGUACACCUAUUUGUUUGUUUUCUUACUUGAUGGUGUAAGAAUAGUGCAGUUGGGAAGGUGGGGAAGCCUUUGUUUAGGGUUUUGACCCCUUUUUGUUUCUGCGAUUCAGUUAAAGUGGUUUGUCUACAAGCAUUAUGUUACUUAAUCUUUUCCUUUGUUUUUUUUCAGUCCCCUUUACAUUCUGUUCACUUCUCUAAGGUUUGCUUGUUGGCUUUUUCUUUUGUACACUUAGAUUAUUUGCUCUUUCACAUGAACAUUAAACACACGCUCCUGUCUGUGCGCAUUA
This is a messenger RNA of Scleropages formosus (Asian bonytongue), 3477 nucleotides long. RefSeq names its product thrombomodulin-like. The record is from RefSeq and is a predicted model, not a curated record. The transcript has a single exon. Lineage: Eukaryota; Metazoa; Chordata; Actinopteri; Osteoglossiformes; Osteoglossidae. Gene Ontology annotation, molecular function: calcium ion binding. Bases 653 to 1717 code for a protein of 354 amino acids.